AUGUUGCCACCCGGAGUCCACAACAUUCUUGUCGAGUCAGCAGAAACGAUGCACAUCGCAACCGCGAUCAAUAGGAUACUCUUGCAUGAAGUACAGCACUCACACAGAAGCCUAAAGGAAUAUGAUACCCCUGCCACAAAACAUUCCAACUCCUGCAAGCCACGCUUGGAGACCAAGACCAGAUGCCGAGUUCAACUCAAAGGACCGAGACGAUCCUCACUCGGGGAGGGAGAAGUUAUCGAACACCUAUCGAAACACGAUAAUACUUCUACCGAGUUACUACGGAAUAUGCUGUGCACCAUAGAACAACAACAACAACAAAUAGCCUUUGCACUGGGCACCGUCAAUGCAUUGUCAUCAGACGCCGAUACCAACAGCAACACCAACAACAACACAUGUGCACCUUAACCGACAAUAACCCGACACCAUCGUUUCCCAACUCAGCAGUCCAGAAGUAGGAUGCCCAAUCAGCAGGAAUCACGACGUUGACGACAGCUAGGGCAAUAAAUCAUUAAUCAGCAGAAAUAGGGUACUCGUAGAUUCCAAUGUGCAAUAAAUUCAUUCUGUUCGUAAUCGUUGAUCCGUGAAGUUCUGUUUUUCGAACUCCUUGUAAUAGUUUUAAUUUUUUAAAAAGCCUUUUGGCUAGAUAGAUAAUAUAACUUACAC
Messenger RNA from Armigeres subalbatus, 666 nucleotides. RefSeq lists its product as uncharacterized. Bases 1 to 408 code for a protein of 135 amino acids. The record is from RefSeq and is a predicted model, not a curated record. NCBI's taxonomy places the organism in Eukaryota, Metazoa, Arthropoda, Insecta, Diptera, Culicidae. The transcript has 3 exons.